GGGAAAGGCGGCAGUGGGUGGGGUUCACGGUGGGCCCCUUCCUAUGGCGGCGGGCGGAGAUGUUGAUGGCGGGCACAAUGAAGCCGUUGAUCAUUUUUAUAAAGUCCAAGGUUAUCAACCUUUGUUUACACAAAUCGAGGACGGACUUCAAAUCAUCCAAGGAUUGUUUGUCAAAUUGUGGUCCCACUUUGGAAUAUACUUUGAUUUUUUGGUUUUGACAUUUGGAAUCUUUAAUUUAGGGUUCUUCAUAUUUUGAUGAUUUUAUUUUUCAUGCAAAUCUAAAGUUUUAUUUUGAAAUAUCUGGAAUUUAUGUUGAGGGUGAAGGAAUCUCAUACUAAAAGUAACUGGAAGUAAUUUUUAAGUUGGGAGGAGGGAACUGUUAUCAACUUAGCUCUAUUUUGAUCAUCCUAUUCCUAGGUAGGGUCUAUGUAUUGCUGGUAAACAGCAUCCUCUUUAAAAGAGAAUAAAUCUUUUUCGUGAAUUUGAACACUGAAAUAAUUUUUAUAGUCAUCUACAUAAACACGUAAACAAGAAAUCGAAAAAAAGGACACCAAGUAAAUAAAAGGAAACCCUCGUGUCAGAGAUUGAGGACAAACUAAGCUGUUAGUGUGAUCUGCAAAGCGGAUUUUUCAUGAGGAAGUCAAAAUCCAUAACAGUUAUGUAUUUGUAAAAACAUAACAGCAAAUGUUAAUGAAAUGUUACAUGUUUUAAUCGGAUUGGUACUCUGUUUUCAAUGAAAUGGUACUCUUUUUAACGAAAUGGUACAUGUUUUUAUCGAAAUGGUACUCCGUUUAACGAAAUGGUAUUCUCUUUUUUAAUGAAUGGUACAUGUUAUUGACCAAAUUGCCCCUGUGAUGUGUUUUGAAACAGCUCACAGAAUGCCGCUACGACGCUCCCGAUUUUCCAUUCCUUCCAAGGGCAUAGACCUACAUUAACUGCUAUUUAUAUGGUGAUUUUGAACUGUUGGGCCUGCAUGCUCAUGUGUUGUGCUACAAUAUCUGAAGUUAGAUUAAUGCUUUAUUCAGAGAGCAGUUGAAAGAGAAAGUUAUUGUUUAAGAUCAAAAGUUGUGGUUGAAGUUCUACCAAAAAAAGUUGUGUUCAAGUGGGGUGGAAGUUGGGGAGGAAGUUCACUUUGGUGAGGAAGUCAUGUGGAUAGAACAUCUGAGUAUAAGACCUUUGUUUAUGGUCAAUUUAUUUCUGUAUAUUCCAUUAUUUGAUACUAUGGUGUAAGCUACUGGAAUAUUCCUAGGAAACACCACUUUCAAGAUUCCUCUUCCCCAUCCCCUUUUCUCCCUUUAGUCUACUUUUGUUUUGCAUGUGCAAAGGUAGAUGAUACUUUGAUUUUUCUUGUUUUGAUAGUUAUCUUGUACAUAUUAUUUAGUCCUAGCUUAUAGAAGGACAAUGCACUCGAAUUUCCACUUCCUUAGUAGUUAGUAGUAUUGACAGGUCAGUUAAAUAGUUUUUAUUGUUUUAUGUUGGGGCUGUGAAUCAGUGUUGGUUACUUGGAUGUAUGAAGGAACUUUCAGGCUUUGUUAAUUAGGCCUAUUCCUAAAUAGAAGAAGGAUUUCUCAACACUAUAACACUUGAGUCAGAGAGUAUAACUUCCUUGCAUCAUGGUUACACAAAUUCGAGCUAGUGCUAGCUCAGAAUAAGCAAGAGCUCUAAACUAGUCUUCUUGGUGUUUGCAGAAAAUGUGAGCAACCUUAAGUUGCAAACCAUGACAUCUGAACUUGUUAUUUUCUUCAAAUGUUUUGUUGUAAACAGGGGAAUAGUAAAACAAUGGAAAUGUUACUAGAUAGAUGUUAUGUACAUUGACAACGUACCACAACUGGCAAUUAUUUUAGCAAUUUAUUGACUUGGUGUUCUAACUCUUGUUAUUAUUUUCUGUGAGGACGUACUAAACGCAUUGCAAUUCUGUUAUGCAGUUAUCCCUUUCUGCUUCGAAGCUAAUUGAUCUCGAUGUCAUGUCAAAGAGUGAUCCGAUGGCUGUAGUUUACAUGAAGAAGCGAAAUGGGACUCUUGAGGAAAUUGGUCGUACAGAGGUUAUCUUAAACGAUUUGAACCCUGUCUGGAUUGGGAAAAUAUCUGUUGCUUACCAUUUUGAGACUGUUCAGUCACUGGUAUUUCAUGUAUUCGAUGUUGAUACCACACAUCACAAUGUACCAGUGAAGACAAUCAAGUUAUCGGAUCAGGAUUUUCUUGGAGAAGCUAGCUGUGUGUUAUCAGAGAUUUUUACCAAACGUGACAAGACCUUAACUUUAAAGUUGAACAACAAAAAUAGGAAAAAUGCAGGCAUGUUAAGCGUUCAUGCAGAAGAGAGUGUCGCAUCAAGAAAUGCAGCAGAGAUUGUAUUCCGCUGUACCCAUCUGGAUAACAAAGAUUUCUUAUCUAAAAGUGAUCCUUUUUUGCGCAUAUCCAGGAAAGUUGAGACUGGAAAUGCUGUCCCAAUCUGCAAGACAGAGGUGGUUAACAACAACUUAAAUCCUAUUUGGAGGCCUGUUUAUCUUAAUACACAACAUUUUGUAAGCAAGCAAAACCCUUUGAUUGUUGAGUGUUUCGAUUUUAACAGCAAUGGAAGUCAUACUUUAAUUGGAAAACUUCAAACAUCAGUUUCAGCCUUAGAAAAUAUGCACAGAGACAAGACUGGCAUCAGCUUUGUUAAGCAACACCAUGGUCGUGAAAAGAUUCUUAAGGGUCAGCUGUAUGUAGAUGCAUUCCGUGAAAGGCAGCUGUACAGCUUUCUUGAUUAUAUUUCUAGUGGUUUUGAGCUCAACUUCAUGGUUGCUGUUGAUUUUACUGCUUCAAAUGGAAAUCCUAGAAGUCCAGAAUCUUUGCACUAUAUUGACCCCUCUGGCAGAUUGAACGCAUAUCAGCAAGCUAUAACGGAGGUUGGGGAGGUUAUACAGUUUUAUGACUCAGACAGGCGUUACUCUGCAUGGGGUUUUGGGGGAAGGACAAUGGAUGGCAGUGUCUCCCAUUGCUUUAACCUGAAUGGAAGCCCUUACCAUACCGAGGUUGAAGGAGUUGAAGGAAUUAUGACUGCUUACAAUUCUGGUCUCCAAACAGUUGCACUUUCUGGACCAACUCUAUUUGGUAAGGUAGUUCACAGAGCUGCAGAAAUCGCAGGCCAGUCCCUUGAACAGACUAAGAGCAAGUACUAUGUAUUGUUAAUUAUUACGGAUGGAGUUCUUUCAGAUCCCCAAGAAAGUAUAGAUGCUUUGGUGAGGGCGUCUGACUUGCCGUUGUCUAUCCUUAUUGUUGGAGUGGGUGCUGCUGAUUUUACACAGAUGGAGAUACUGGAUGCUGAUAAAGGGCACCGGUUGGAGAGCUCAACAGGUCGAAUAGCAACUCGGGACAUAGUUCAAUUUGUGCCAAUGCGUGAUGUUCAAGUGGGACAAAAACCCAUGGUUGAAGCGCUUUUGGAAGAAUUACCGGGGCAGUUCCUGAGUUACAUGCGUAGUAGAGACAUCAAACCACUGAAUGUCAACAUCGAAACCACGUUGCCCCAAGUACACAAUGUCAACUAUCCUGUGUAGUCUCAAAACAUAGAUGUUAGUUUGCUGGAAUUGUUAAUAGAUUGGGAACAAGUACAGUUAUGUUGGUAUAGGCUUCAGUACCUUAGUUUUCAGUACAUACAGUUACAAGUGUAUAUAACCAUUGGUGUCGGUUUUUGUGGUGGUUGAUAAUUAGGUAUUCAUUGGUUUGUUAACGAGAGGUGUCGAUCAGCUGGUGUGUUAAUUGGACGAGUUACAUGGUUUCAUUUAUUCUUAAUACGGACUACUCCAUAUC
Spinacia oleracea (spinach) is the source of this 3789-nucleotide messenger RNA. RefSeq names its product protein BONZAI 3. The record is from RefSeq and is a predicted model, not a curated record. Gene Ontology annotation, cellular component: plasma membrane. Gene Ontology annotation, molecular function: calcium-dependent phospholipid binding. The transcript is spliced from 16 exons. Gene Ontology annotation, biological process: cellular response to calcium ion. The coding region runs from base 1920 to 3536 and encodes 538 amino acids. NCBI's taxonomy places the organism in Eukaryota, Viridiplantae, Streptophyta, Magnoliopsida, Caryophyllales, Amaranthaceae.